UUUUGUAUUGAACCUCGUGCGCACGCUACGCAUUCGCUUAUUAAAUUAUAAUUCCUACACAGAUUUGAUUUAGAUAACAUUCGCGAUAUCAACAGUGUAACGGCGCUGAUGAACAUACGUGUUUAUCGAGAUAUUAUUGACAUUAGUGACAACGUACGAAGAUAUAAGGGGCAAGCAAUAUCUGAACAGAGAUAGUGUUGCGCCAGAUUGGCCUCGUAAUUGUUUAUGCGAAGAAAGUCAAAGUGCAAAAUUAAGUGGAAUCCGUAAAUUAUCAUACACACAAUGCGAUUGUGGAUAUUGUUGACUGCGCUUUUAUUAGUCAUAAUACUUACGUCAGAAGUUUUUGCAAAACAUUCAAGCAAAGAUGUGGAAUCCAAAGACAAACAUGAGAAGAAAGACAAAAUCAAUGUAGAAUAUAAUACAAAAGAUAAACAUCAAUCGAAAGGAAAAGACAAACAUUCUAAAGAACAAAAAAAGAGAAAGAGUAGCUCAUUGGAACGAAAUGUCGAAACUCCUUCCGAAAAAUACUCAGAAGCAAAGAAUUCUGAUAAUGUAAAGCAGAAAUUAAAGAAUAAACGAAACAAACGUGAGGAAAAUAUUGUAAUAAGCGAGGGAGCAAGUAAAAAUUCCAAAGAUAAACCGAAAUACUCGAAAGAUAAGACGAAAACGGAAACACAAAAUAAGAGAGAUAAGAUUGUCAAAGAACAAUCUAGAGAAUCUAAGAAGCAUUUUGAAACUUCUGAUUCUGAGAUUCGCCAAAAAUCGGAGAAAAGCUUGAAGGAAGGAAAGAACAAGAAAAAAUCCAAAAAUAUUGAGAAAAUAGAAAACAUUAAAGAAAGAACAAAUGCUGAGGUUCAAAACAAAAAGGUAAAGCGUUCUAAAUCAGAGUAUUCUAAAAACGCUCAAGAUGUUGUUGAGAAAAAAAGUAAAGAGACAAAGUAUGAUAAAAAGAAGAAGCAAGAAAUACCAAAAAAGACGGAGUCCGAAACAACUAAGGAAGAAUUAAUCGAAACUGAUUUGUUAUCUGAAGAUUCCAAGCAAGAAAAAAACAUGCACAAGAGCAAGAAGGAGAAGCAAGAAGCUCAGGAAAUAUCGAAGGAAUGUAAGAAAAAUGAAAAAAAGGAGACAGUGCAAGAGGAAGAGGAAGAGGAAGAGGAAACCGAGGAGAAACAAGUGGAAAAUCCUAUCGAAGAAGAAGAAACUGUAAAUAAAGUUGAACAUUUAAAAGAAAAAGAAACGAUAGAACAAAGCCAGACAGAAAACGAAGAAAAUUGUCCAGCUCAGGACGACGAGUGUACAAGAUCGGAGGAAUAAUAUUUUGAUACAACAUUUAAAAAAACACUAAAUUAUCGAACAAUGAAGAACACUCAUAAACUUUAUAUUAAUAUAAUAUAUUUAUGUUA
This is a messenger RNA of Camponotus floridanus (Florida carpenter ant), 1403 nucleotides long. RefSeq names its product glutamic acid-rich protein-like. The transcript is spliced from 3 exons. NCBI's taxonomy places the organism in Eukaryota, Metazoa, Arthropoda, Insecta, Hymenoptera, Formicidae. Bases 283 to 1314 code for a protein of 343 amino acids. The record is from RefSeq and is a predicted model, not a curated record.